AUCGGAAGAAAGUGUUGAUUCAGUGUCUGGUUUUGAUCCUCUCGCUGCGGAAAUCAGUAAAGUUUUUAUAGGGUCGGAGCUGGUGCGGAGUGAGGACAGCGGACUGUCCCUCAGUGUUAUGAUGUCCCUGCGCCGCGGCCUCCUGUGGACUCUGCUGCUCGUUUUCACUGUAAUACUGACAGCAGCUGCAGCUACUGUAAUGCCUCAUGUCAUACCCACCGCUCUGGGUGUUGUAUCCUUCAGCGGAGCGGUUCUUCUGUGGAGAAACGUCAGCCUGCGGUUGAAGGCCGAGAACAGGACUGUAUGGGGUCUCCUAAAUCAGUUCUUGGCUGUCAGGUUUGUGACCUGGCUGGGAAAACGCCAGAGAGAGAAGCUGGAGAAAGAUACGCUGGACAUUCAGAGGGUGCAGGAGGAAACUCUGCUCAGACGACUGCACAAGAACGCGCACACACUCUAUGGAAAGCAGUACAACUUCAGCUCUAUCAAAGACUCUGAAGAAUUCCGCCGCCGUCACCCAAUCACGGUGUAUGAUCAUUAUAGAGAGUUAGUGCAGCAGGUUUCUGCAGGAGAGGAGAACGUUCUGAUUAAAGAGAAGCCGCUCAUCCUGGCCAUGACAUCUGGAACAUCUGGAAGCAGCAGCAUGCUCCUGAGCACCAAGGACACCAGCACUGAGUUCUUCUUACAGGGUGUGUGUGUAUGUGUAGAUGUCAUGAGGAAAGCUUUCCCGGGCUCAAUCAGCCUCCAAAGGACCCUAAAGCUUUUCUACUCGCCCACUGUACAACACUCUGAAGGAGGAAUACCUAUUGGACCGAACUCCUCAACCCCCUCCUCCUCCAAACACCUGCUGUACCUCUAUACUACUCCAGCACCUGCAUUCCAGGUGCUGAAUGAGAGGGACGCAUUAUAUCUCCAUCUACUGUUCGCCUUGAAGGACCGCCAUGUUGGUACUAUAGAAUCCAACUUCUGUUCGACUGUGUUCUAUGCCUUCAGAGCCCUGGAGGAGCGGUGGGAGGAGCUUGUUGAUGAUGUUGAGACUGGUGGGCUGAGUAAGAGUUUGGAGCUGGAUGGUGGGAUAAGGUUGGCCCUGGAGAAGCUUCUGGAGCCCGACCCCGGCCGUGCCUCAGAGCUAAGAGCCCAGUUCAGCGAAGGCUUCCAGGGCAUUGCUCUCAGGCUCUGGCCCCGUUUACACCUGGUGCUGGCUGUGGACUCUGGAUCCAACCAGAUUUACGGAGAGUUACUGAGGCAGCACUACUGCAAAGGCCUACCUUUCUAUUCGCCCUUCUAUGCUGCCACUGAAGGUUUGAUAGGUAUAAACCUGUGGCCUCUUCAGGAGAGCAGGCAUUAUCUGCUCUGUCCUCGCUCCAUGUUCUGUGAGUUCCUGCCUGAGGAGAGCUUAGACUCAGAGCAGUCCAAUACGCUCCUCAUGCACCAGGUAGAGGAAGGAAAAAACUACGAGCUGGUCGUCACCAACGCAGCUGGACUGAACAGGUAUCGCAUUGGAGACAUUGUUAAAGUGGUUGGGUUCCACAACCAGUGUCCAGUGGUGGAGUUUCUCUACAGGCGAGGUCAGAUGUUGAGCGUUCGAGGUGAGAAGGUAUCUGAAGCUUUGUUUUUGGGUGCUCUGAAGAAGGCGGUAGCUCAGUGGCCUGGGGCUAAACUGGUGGACUACUGCUGCGCUGAGAGUGGCGUUCUGGGAGACUCAUCAGGAGGAGCUCAGCCGCAUUACCAAGUGUUCCUGGAGCUGAAGGGGGUCAGGAACCUCACAGAAGAGCAGAGAUAUAAGCUGGACUGCUGUCUUCAAGCGGACUCGGCUGUCUACAAGUCCUUCCGGAUCAAGGGCAGCAUCGGACCAAUGAGAGUACAGCUGGUCAGCCAGGGGGCGUUUGAGGCGCUGAAAGGUCACAUGAUGUCCACCAACAUCACCUCCAACACGUUCAAAAUGCAGCGCGUCAUCCGCAGGAAGGAGCAUGCAGUCUUCCUGCUGGGGAAAACUGUUUCUUGAGAGAUGCUUUGAUGACCAAUGCAGUUAUGAAAUGUAAUCUUUUAAGGAUUCAGAUGAAGUUGCCUAGCAAUCUAUAUUUAAGCCUAAAACCUUUGAAAGAAAUGGUGAAACUCAUAAGAAGUCACUGUAAAAGGGCAGCAUCAGCACAGGGGAGCUGAGUUUGGCUGUGGUUAUUAACUUCGGCCACCAGAGGGCAGCAAACUAAAGCUUGUCUCUGAAUUUGGAAGACAAACAAUGGUCAGGACAUUGAGUGGGAGUAUAAUAUGUAUAUUAAUGAGCUUUAUAGAAGAAUGCUAUGUAACAAAAUAACAAGAAGAAAACCCCAAAACAAACAAGUUUUUUUUUACUUUUUUACAUUUUAAUUGAGUUUUAAAUGGGAAUUUUUUUUCAAGAAUUUUUUUCAAAAGUUGUGUGGAAGUGUUAUGAUGAACGGACCAAAAGUGCUCCAAUAUUACUUGGACUAAACUCUCUUUACAGUAUUAAAAGUUGGCCUUUUCCUGUAAAGUUACUAUUUUGGAGAAUAAAUAUUUUAAUG
Messenger RNA from Colossoma macropomum (tambaqui), 2537 nucleotides. It is a transcript of the gene ghdc, whose product is annotated as GH3 domain containing. The record is from RefSeq and is a predicted model, not a curated record. The transcript has 11 exons. Bases 119 to 2002 code for a protein of 627 amino acids. Gene Ontology annotation, cellular component: cytoplasm. Gene Ontology annotation, molecular function: acid-amino acid ligase activity. NCBI's taxonomy places the organism in Eukaryota, Metazoa, Chordata, Actinopteri, Characiformes, Serrasalmidae.